Messenger RNA from Microtus oregoni (creeping vole), 771 nucleotides. It is a transcript of the gene Gsc, whose product is annotated as goosecoid homeobox. Gene Ontology annotation, cellular component: nucleus. Gene Ontology annotation, biological process: regulation of transcription by RNA polymerase II. NCBI's taxonomy places the organism in Eukaryota, Metazoa, Chordata, Mammalia, Rodentia, Cricetidae. The transcript is spliced from 3 exons. Bases 1 to 771 code for a protein of 256 amino acids. The record is from RefSeq and is a predicted model, not a curated record. Gene Ontology annotation, molecular function: RNA polymerase II cis-regulatory region sequence-specific DNA binding; DNA-binding transcription factor activity, RNA polymerase II-specific.
AUGCCCGCCAGCAUGUUCAGCAUCGACAACAUCCUGGCCACCCGGCCGCGCUGCAAGGACGCGGUGCUCCCGGUGGCGCCCAGCGCCGCGGCUCCGGUGGUCUUCCCGGCUCUGCAUGGGGACUCGCUUUAUGGCGCGGGCGGUGGCACCUCUUCGGACUACGGCGCCUUCUACCCGCGUCCUGUGGCCCCUGGAGGCGCGGGCCUCCCGGCCGCGGUCGGAGGCUCCCGACUAGGCUACAACAGUUACUUCUACGGGCAGCUGCACGUGCAGGCGGCGCCCGUGGGCCCGGCCUGCUGCGGGGCUGUGCCGCCUCUGGGCGCCCAGCAGUGUUCCUGCGUCCCGACACCCCCAGGCUACGAGGGCCCCGGCUCUGUGCUGGUGUCCCCGGUGCCGCACCAGAUGCUUCCCUACAUGAAUGUGGGCACCCUGUCGCGCACUGAGCUGCAGCUGCUCAACCAACUGCACUGUCGGCGGAAGCGGCGGCACCGCACCAUCUUCACCGAUGAGCAGCUCGAAGCCCUGGAGAACCUCUUCCAGGAGACGAAGUACCCAGACGUGGGCACUCGGGAGCAGCUGGCCCGGAAGGUGCACCUUCGGGAGGAGAAGGUGGAGGUCUGGUUUAAGAACCGCCGAGCCAAAUGGAGACGACAGAAGCGGUCCUCUUCGGAGGAGUCGGAAAACGCCGAGAAGUGGAACAAGGCGUCCUCAAAAGCCUCGCCCGAGAAGAGGGAAGAGGAAGGUAAAAGCGAUUUGGACUCGGACAGCUGA